AUGCAUUUUGUAAGAGCAAAGACAAGAGCUGGGUUCGGAGACUAUAGCUUUCCUCAAAGUGUACCUCGUGGUAGCAUUACCACUACUACUUCGCCCCCUUGUCCAACAGAACUUCCCCCACCCCCACCCCCACCCCCUUGUCCAUGUACACCAGAUCCACCUGUGAAAUUUCUUCUGAAUGGCAAGAUAUACACUGAUGGCGAUACUGUACUGAUACCAGACAUUGGAGAGGGAGAUGACGGUCUACUGUGUGUGACUGAGUAUGAGAACUGCUGCAGCAAUUCUGUCGCUCGGUUCUACUAUCCUGACGGCAGUGUUGUCAGCUCCUUCUCCAGAAGUUCACUGUACCAGAACAUAGGGGAACAAUUGGUUCGGUUGAACAAGAGGGACGAUAGCCUCUCCCCUACUGGUCGCUACAGAUGUGAUAUUCCUGAUGAUAAGGGAGUGACACAGAGCAUCUUCAUCAACAUUAUUAAUCCGGACCCGACCUGCCCUCCACCCCCACCCCCUCCGAUUGGAACUUGUCCCCCUCCUGUACAAUGCCCUACUGUACCUACCCCUGACAAUUGCCUAUCACUUUCAUCUCCGACCAAUGGAAGAGUAUCAGCUUCUUCAACAGCUGUUGGUAGCACUGCCACCUAUUCUUGUAACCAAGGUUACUCUCUUGUGGGGGCAUCCACACGCAGCUGUGAAUCACAGGGAAGUGCCUGGAGUGGAAACACACCUUCUUGUCAAGAAUCACAAGCAUGCCCAGUCUUAACAAAUCCUGUCAAUGGAAAUGUUGCAAUACUUGGAAGCAUUGCUACCUACACCUGUAACCCUGGCUACACUAGGGUGGGCUCCAAUGCACGUCUCUGCCAAUCCAGGACAUGGACUGGAACUGCUCCAACUUGCGUGAGACCAUGUCCAACCCUCCCCCCUCCUCUCAAUGGAAGAGUGUCUGCUAGCGGAGGUACAGCUACUUACACCUGUUCCACUGGCUACACUCUGAGUGGCUCCUCUACACGUACCUGUCAGACCAAUGGAGCGUGGAGUGGAACUACACCAACAUGCGUACAAUGUCCUCUAUUAUUUCAACCAUCUGGUGGAACUGUGACGAUCUCUUCACGAGCCCCUGGGGGCAUAGCCUUCUACAGAUGUAACACUGGCAAUAAUCUGAUUGGCCUCUCUACACGUUCCUGUCAGACUGAUGGAACAUGGAGUGGAAAUCCUCCAACUUGUCAAGUCUCUGUAUUGUAA
Messenger RNA from Halichondria panicea, 1239 nucleotides. Its product is annotated as sushi, von Willebrand factor type A, EGF and pentraxin domain-containing protein 1-like. The record is from RefSeq and is a predicted model, not a curated record. Lineage: Eukaryota; Metazoa; Porifera; Demospongiae; Suberitida; Halichondriidae. Bases 1 to 1239 code for a protein of 412 amino acids. The transcript has 9 exons.